ACGACGCCCACCCAAUCCACACCAUCGGCCUCACCGCCUACCUUAUCUCUGCGGCCUUCCUAUUCCAGGCUUGCACACCCACGUAUAAUCGCCUCAAUAUCUGACCGUUUCCAGUCUCCCACGCCACCUCCAACAUUCUUAAUACCGACCCCAAACGCGGCUUUGUUUCUACCUUCCUCCCUCCACCCUUCUCUCUGUCUCUCUUCCCUUCCUCUUCUUCUACUCCAUUGAAACCCCCCUAUCACUCAAUCCAGAACUCCAAAACCAAACCACCAACGCUCCAAGUAUAAUCUCCUCCCUUCUUCUUCCACUAUUAUUCCCUUCAUCACCUUCUUUUAUUCGAAAUUGAGUAAAUACAUCAUGGUGCAUCACCACCACCACCACCGUAUAAGCUAUUUUCAGCAGCUGAGAAAAGGCGAAGCGCAGCAGCAGCAGCAGCAUCCGGAUUUUAUGGAGCCUCACCACUGCCCUUCUUUCAUGUACCACGACUACUUUAAUUACAGGAAGUCGAAGCUUGCAGCCCUCCGCUUCCUCUUCCUCUUCUCCCUACUUUCCUGCAGCUUCUUCUUUGGGCCUCGCCUCCUCUUCUAUUCUUUAGGAACAGAAUAUGAGUCGGAACUCCAAACGAGAACGGAAGAAGAGAACAGGGGAGCAGCCCCCUGCUCCUCGAUGGCCAACAACACCAUCUGCUGCGAUCGCACCGCCUUUCGGACCGACGUUUGCUACAUGCGAGGCGACGUUCGGACUCAUUCACCCUCCAACUCCAUCCUCCUAUUCGACAAUAACUCCACCACCGCCCCUUCCAUAGAGGAAAAGAUCAGGCCUUAUACCAGGAAGUGGGAGACCAGCAUCAUGGACACCAUCGAUGAGCUCCGCCUACGAACUGCCGGCGCCGGCGACUUAGAUAACCACCGCUGCGAUGUCCGCCAUGACGUUCCCGCCGUCGUCUUCUCCACCGGUGGGUACACCGGCAACGUCUACCAUGAGUUCAAUGAUGGCAUCAUCCCUCUCUACAUCACCUCCCACCACUUCAACCGCCAGGUGGUCUUCGUCAUGCUCGAGUACCACGACUGGUGGAUGACCAAAUAUAGCGAUGUCGUCUCUCGGCUCUCCGCCCACCCUCCCAUCGACUACUCCAACGAUCGGAGAACCCAUUGCUUCUCGGAAGUUAUCGUUGGACUUCGCAUCCAUGACGAACUCACGGUGGAAUCUGAUAGAAUGGAGAGCAACAAGACUGUACUCGAUUUCCGCCAACUGCUCGACGAGGCCUACACACCUCGAGUAAGAACACUUAUGAGGGCGGAGGAGCAGGCGACCGCGUCGCUGCUGAAACCGGUGACAGAACGGAAUGUUUCGGCAAAAGAGAAACCGAAGCUGGUAGUUGUGUCGCGGAAUGGAUCGAGAGCGAUCGAGAACGAGGGAGAAUUGGUGAAACUGGCGGAGGGGGUCGGUUUCGAAGUGAAGGUAUUGAGGCCUGAACGGACUACAGAGCUGGCUAGGAUUUAUCAAGCGCUGAAUUCGUGCGACGCGAUGGUGGGAGUCCACGGGGCGGCGAUGACGCACUUCUUGUUCAUGAGGCCAGGGUCGGUGUUCAUCCAGAUUGUGCCGCUGGGGACGGACUGGGCGGCGGAGACAUACUACGGGGAGCCGGCGAAGAAGAUGGGGCUGCGGUAUUUUCCGUAUAAGAUCCUGCCGAGAGAGAGCUCGUUGUAUAGGGAGUAUAGAAAGGGUGAUCCGGUGCUGCGAGACCCUGAGAGUGUGAAUGCCAAGGGGUGGCAGGUGACCAAGAAGGUGUAUUUGGAUGGGCAGAAUGUGAGGGUGGACUUGGCUCGAUUUCGAAAGCGUUUAUUUCGAGCUCAACAGUACAUAGUCUCGAGGAAGACAUCCAUGAAUUUGAGGUGGAGGCAGCAGGGGCGGCGGCAGAGAUGACAGAGGCAAUCUAUACCAUGAUUCAAUGUUCCAUGGAUUUUUUUUUUUUUGGUUUUUUUUUUUUUUUUUUUUUUUUUUUUUUUCACACACACAUUUUUUUCACCUUUUAAAUGUGAAGGAGUUCUUUUUGUUGGAUUGGUUCUGGUUGGCUAAGAGAAUGAAGAGAAAAAUCAGUGUACUUAACAGAACUGUGCUGAUUUUGGAUUGAGGGUGGUGGUCGUGUCAUAUAGAGUACAGCAUUCUUUCUCCUGAGAUGAACCCAUAUUUACUUAUAUGAUUUGGUGGAUUAUUUCUUCCAAUUGUUCAUUUGUACAUCUUAUUCUAUAUGAUGAUCUUAUCUUGAUAGAUAGGACAUAAAAUUUCAGCUCAA
Messenger RNA from Elaeis guineensis (African oil palm), 2299 nucleotides. RefSeq names its product xylan glycosyltransferase MUCI21. NCBI's taxonomy places the organism in Eukaryota, Viridiplantae, Streptophyta, Magnoliopsida, Arecales, Arecaceae. The record is from RefSeq and is a predicted model, not a curated record. Gene Ontology annotation, molecular function: glycosyltransferase activity.